UAGAUCGGGGAUGUGACAUUCACCAUCAUAAUCCAAUCUUAAUGAUGGGAACGUGCUCCCCAAAGACAAUUGUGACAGCUAUGGACACACUACAUUGUACAUCGUAGCCCUACAUGUAGUGUGUAUUGCCAAAGAUGCCUAUAGGGAUGUAAGGAGAUGAGCUUGAUGCAGUAAUUGCACACGUUUCCUGUCUGUGCAGGCUAUCUGAACAACAGUUGUUAAGAAACCAACAUUAUCACAGCUUAGAUGUCAAGGGGGUGUGUAUGCAGGUGCAUGAUAUGCAACAUCCAUCCUUGCUGAAGCUACAGCUAUUGCUGAGCUACCGUCUGGUAUAGACAUACAUUAAAUGUAAUGACAUUUUAAAUGUAGUCUACUGAUUAGACAAACCAUGUCAGGAGAGUUUGAUGAUUUGGUCAAACAGGGAUACGUACGUACACGAAGUCGCAAUCUUGGGAUAUGGCAGCGACGUUGGGUGCAGUUCAAGAAGGUAUCCAGUAAAGGUCCAAAGCGACUUGAGAAAUACAUUGAUGAGAAGUCUGCUCUUUGUGGUGGAUUGCACAAAGUCAUCUUUCUUGACCUUGAAGUCUCAGCUACUAGACUUCCUCGUGAGACAAGACGAUACGCAUUUGCAAUCAACUUUAAAAAUGAUGUAACCAAACAUUUCUGCUGUGACUCAGAUACAGAAGCUGAUGACUGGUGUAAGGUAUUGUGUCUUGGCCUUCACUCAACAGAGCAGUGUGCAAUACAAAACCAGGAGCCUGACUUAUUGUUGUGUGGACUUCAUAAAGAGCAAAGUGAGAGAUUUCAUGUCAAUCUUAAUCCUACACCACAAUUGUCGAUUGCUGGGGAGUGCACACUUCAAGUCACGGAUGAGAAUAUUUACCUAUGGGAUGUAUACAAUGUGCGACUCAAGCUAGCAUCAUGGUCAUUGCAAUCAUUACUACAAUAUGGAAGAGAUACUACAAGAUUCAUAUUUCAAGCUAACAAAUAUUGUGAGAGUGUAGAAGGUCUCUUUACAGUACAGACAGUAAAUGGAGAAGAAAUCUACCAGAGAGUACACCUGGCAUCAAUUGCCAUCGCAGAAAUGUCAGACAGAAUCAAUCAAAGAGAACAACACAACUAUCAACCCCAAUACGUUCCUAUGGAUGGAUGUAACGACACAUUCAUAGAGUCUACAUCUCACCUCAACUCAACAGAUGAGAAUGGUAAUGAUUGCACAGUUAUUUAUAGACAGCAACCAUUCAAGAACCACAAUGCAACAUCAUUCCACUUACCACUUGAUAAAUUGAGUCAGUGUGCAACCAGUUCAUCAAAGGUAUCAUCAUCAUCAUUAUCACCCUAAUCAACAUUGCCAUUACCACUAGCAUCAUCAGCAACAUCUUCAUCAUCUGGUUCUAGCAGUAUUCAUCAUAUCAAGCCUUUUGGCUAUUGAUCUCUUGCAUGCCGCACGUACAUGCGCAUAUCCUGUACACUAUUUGGGGAGUCAAAAUGUACACAAUGGAAUUUACCCCCAAAAUAGUGGAAAGGGUAAAUACGCAUUGAGUGUGGAGGUGCAUUCCAAGUUUCCAAGGGGUCUUGGUCGACCUAAUUGCCAACUUAAUGUGUCAGGAUUUACCUUUAACCCUGAAACCUCUGUAUCCUUUAAUGUUUAUUAAUUAGUCUUUUCUAAAAAUCUUGUGCUACAAUGGUCAUUCAUUGACCACCAUCAGUAUCUUAAUGACUCUCUAACAGACGCCUUGCAUAAUGCUACAUGACGCGCACGUUACACGCACAAAGAACAGCUAUCGUCCAAUCAUUUGCCUCCUUUGACCCUAGUCAGGGCGCUGUUUGAGCAUGUGCCCCAACCCUCUUUUUUAGUGACCAUGAUUGACCUUGAGGUGGGAAAUCUUCAAAAUACAUAUUUGUUAAUCAGAAGAGCAACUGUCAAAACACAAUGCAUGGCAUGUCACCUCAAACUUUUCUGAGACCCUUGAUUUGCUACAUUCAAAAUUGCUAUAGCUUAUGAAGGAUUCAAAGAAUUAACAGGUCCCAUAGAACUCAGCUAACUGCCCAAGAAACACAUCGGGCAACAAUUGUAUGCAUCAAAUAUUUGUACCUGACCAUUUGUCUGGGGCUCUUAUCGCCCUCUUAUUAAAGGUCACACGUGGCAGUCAUCAACACAUCAUUGCUCAUCUUAAUAAGGGAAUCAAUGUGUGGUGAAGAGGUUUUCAACUAGUGGUUUAAUCCCAACUAGGCCUGGUUCUUGAUAA
Messenger RNA from Asterias rubens (European starfish), 2249 nucleotides. RefSeq names its product docking protein 5-like. NCBI's taxonomy places the organism in Eukaryota, Metazoa, Echinodermata, Asteroidea, Forcipulatida, Asteriidae. Gene Ontology annotation, biological process: cell surface receptor protein tyrosine kinase signaling pathway; positive regulation of MAPK cascade. The record is from RefSeq and is a predicted model, not a curated record. Gene Ontology annotation, cellular component: cytoplasm. The coding region runs from base 389 to 1342 and encodes 317 amino acids. The transcript has 7 exons.